CAGUUCCCAAAGGAUGAUACCUCUCUUCAUUUUACCAGCCUGUGUGUUCCCAUCCCCUGGAGUGGAAGAUAAUUUGCUCUGCCCUGAAUGUGCCCACAGUGCAGAGUUUGAAGGGUUGGAGAGAUGGUAGUGGACCCUGCUUUAGUUCCUCGCAUCAAGACUCAGUGCCUUGCAGUUGCCUAUAACUCUAGUUCCGGAAGCACAACUCACAGUUUCCUCUUUGGAGCACUGGCUGAGCUGCUGGACAAUGCAAGAGAUGCUGGGGCUUUGCGACUUGAUGUGUUUUCAGUGGAGAAUGAAACACUGCAGGGAGGAUUCAUGUUGUGUUUCCUGGAUGACGGAUGUGGCAUGAGUCCUGAUGAAGUCCCAGACAUCAUUUACUUUGGAACAUCCAAGAAACGGUUAUCAACCUUGAAGUUCAUUGGACAAUAUGGCAAUGGGCUUAAGAGCGGGUCCAUGAGGAUUGGCAAAGACUUUAUUCUUUUCACAAAGAAGGAAGAGACCAUGACCUGCCUGUUCUUUUCUCAGACUUUCUGUGAAAAAGAAGGUCUCACUGAGGUCGUAGUUCCAAUACCUUCAUGGUCAACAAGAACAAGAGAGAGUGUCACAGAGGACCCCCAGAAGUUCUUCACAGAGUUAUCCAUCAUUUAUAAAUACUCCCCAUUCAAGACCGAAGCUAAAUUGAUGGAACAAUUUGAUAUGAUCUAUGGGAGAUGUGGAACUUUGCUGAUUAUUUAUAACAUGAAACUUUUGCUUAGUGGAGAACCAGAGUUGGAUGUUAAAACUGACAAAGAAGAUAUACUGAUGGCCGAGGCUCUGGAGGAACUUCCAGAGAGACGGUCUUUCCGGGCCUACACAGCUGUUCUGUAUUUUGAUCCUCGAAUGAGAAUAUUUAUUCAAGCCAAAAGAGUUCAGACAAAGCACUUAUGUUACUCCCUCUACAAACCCAGAAAGUACCGGUAUGCUACAUCUUCUUUCAAAGGGAAGUUUAAAACUGAAGCUAAAGAGGCAGAAGAGGCAGCAAAAAUGGCGGAACUCAACUUGAAAGAACUGCAAGUCAAAGUACACCAGCCCAACAGAAUUUCUCCGUCCUCUGAAAAGGAUGGAUUACAGAAAGCUGGGGAUGAUGUGGAAACAAAGCAUAAGAACCUUCAACAGAAACAGAGGGCAUUGAGGAAAGCAAGAAUACUCUCCUUGUUCUUCGGAGUGCACAUAGAAGACCAGAACCAAGCUGGAAUGUUCAUUUACAGUAAUAACCGGCUGAUUAAAAUGCACGAGAAGGUUGGUCCCCAGCUGAAAAUGAAGUCCUUACUUGGUGCAGGUGUGAUUGGAAUUGUCAACGUUCCCUUGGAGAUCAUGGAACCAUCCCAUAAUAAACAAGAAUUCCUCAAUGUCCAAGAAUACAACCGUCUACUAAAAGUCAUGGGACAGUACUUGGUCCAGUACUGUAAGGACACCGGGAUCAGUAAUAGAAAUUUAACAGUGUUUUGGGAUGAGUUCAAAUACCAACACAGCAAAGACAUGGACAGGUCUGUAGAGUCUCUCUUGUGCCGAAGAAGACAAGCCAUGGCUAUCCCAUUCAUCCUACAGUGUGAUCUUUGUCUCAAAUGGAGAGUCCUGCCUUCCCAUUCUAAUUACGAGAAAGAAUUCCCUGACAUGUGGAUUUGUGCUAAUAAUCCCAACAACCUGGAAAACAGCUGUAAUCAGCCAGAGCACCUGCCUUCUAUCCCACUGGGCACCAUGAACAGAAGACCACCAUCAAAAGACGAGAAAGAGAAGCAACUGCAAGAGUCUGUGCAGAGGUACCAGAACAGGCUAGCGGAAGCACAGACCCAGAAGCCUCAGCUUAUCGCAAUGAAUAGAAUUUCUGAGUUCAAGUCCUCCUGCCUUUCUACAGCACCCAAGGAAAAAUCCAAACUUGGGAGAGUUGGGUCUGCGGUGGUAGACCUAAUACAAGGCACUCCUCCAUCAUCUGUCCAGUGUUUGUCCAGCCAAAGAGGUCAAAAAAGAAGCCUGGAGGAUCCGGACUCGGACGUGGUGUUUGUCUGCAAGACUAGGAUUCUGAAGAGGACUGUGAAGGCGAAAGUGCAGCCCCAGCAGCGGAGUUGUGUGCCAGCUCAGUCAGUAAACAUCAAGGUCGUGGAGCCAUCCCAGGUCUCUUCAUGGGAAAUGAAAAAGAGGCAGAGUGAAAACCUCACGCAGAGAUGCAAAGCAUCCACUGACGUUCAAACUGGCAGUAGCAAUCCAGCCGUAAUCCUGGUUUGGAGUAAACCCAGUGCCAAGGACUCAUUGAAACAAGAAGGAGCAGAAGUGCCUCUCGCAAAGACAGAAAAACAAGAGCUGUGUGAUGAUACUCUGGUAAUGAAAAGAAAGCCUUCAGCGCCUCACCGGGAAAGCUUGCCCGGGGUGCAAAUGGAAGACUUACAUCCAUACUCUGGACACAAAGUCAGCUCUGUGAAUGGUGAUCGUCAGCUGUCGCCACUGAUGCCAUCUCAAAGCCCAUCUAUCAAAGAAACAGCAAGGAAGCUAAUGUCUAAGUUAAGGGAGAUUCUUCUGUAUUUUGUUCCUGAGUUUCAGCUAUCAUCAGAAUUCGAGUGCACAUCUGUGGAAGAACUCAUAACAAAUCCCAAGCUGGAGCAAUGCCCAGAGAGUACAAACGAAAACCUCAAAACGUGUUUCAACAAGAUACAGAAUAUCUACAUGGUCCAAUAUGAGAAAAGACUCAAGAGAAAAAUGCAGUCCAUCAUCUAUGAGUCAAACAGAAGAGGGAUACUUAAUGAAGUUUUUCUGGAGCAGUGUGAGCUGAAAAGGAAAAGGACCGAGGGUAAACUCAAUGACCUUCGUGCAAAGCUGGCAUUGCUGCUGCAGAAGCUUCAGCUGGGUGGUCCAGCGGGAGGCGUCGAGCAGAUUGAUGCUUACUUAGAAGCUUUGCUUAAAGAAGAUCAUCUGACCACCUUAAAUGAAAAAGCUCUAGAGUCAGGGCAAGCAAAAGAUACAGAACCGUGAAAGGAUGCCUCAAAAGUCAGGAAAGUUGUUUCUUUUUAAAACUGCUGAUAAGGAAGUCGGAGAAGCCUUUUAGAGAACAUUCCCUUCUUAUUGCUAUUGUAAAAUUUAGUCCAGCUCUUCAAAGGUUUGUGUGUUUUGAGACAGGGACUGAUUUGCCACUCAUGGUUUCCCUUGUGCGGUUUCCUAACUCUUCUCAUUGUAUCAGCAGUCUU
Molecule: messenger RNA, 3218 nt
Organism: Microtus oregoni (creeping vole)
Lineage: Eukaryota; Metazoa; Chordata; Mammalia; Rodentia; Cricetidae
Gene: Morc1
Product: MORC family CW-type zinc finger 1
Exons: 28
Coding region: 124-3006 (960 amino acids)
Cellular component (GO): nucleus
Molecular function (GO): zinc ion binding
Source: RefSeq, a predicted model, not a curated record